Molecule: messenger RNA, 420 nt
Organism: Dibothriocephalus latus
Lineage: Eukaryota; Metazoa; Platyhelminthes; Cestoda; Diphyllobothriidea; Diphyllobothriidae
Source: the annotation of a GenBank genome assembly
AGUACAGCAGAUUUCAUCUUUAGCUCAAUACGCUGGUUUUAUGUUGGCCUCUGCUCGAUUGAGGUCACUGUUAUUGACAAGGCACUAUUUCUGCCCAUGCUCUCCAUCCAGUUUAAUGUUGUUUCUGUUGGGGAAGAACUUGAAGCCGAAACAGUACAGGAAGGGGAAACGGUCUCCUGUCGCCCUCUGCUCGGUGAUACACUGCUCACUGCCGGCGCCUCGGAGAUUGACCAAGAGGACGUGUUUGCCGCCUUCUUGUGGGUCUCCUCUCAACUCGAAGCUCCUGACCUCUACGCCAACCCCGAUGAUCUGAAUGAUGACGAUGACGAUUCGGAGGAAGCGGAGGCAGAGGAUGAGAAGGAGACUAGCGUUCGCCGAGGUAAAUCAUCUACCACUUCCGACCUUUUUCUCUUCUUCUAA